UCCUGUGUAGUUUGAAUAGCGUACGGAACAGGAGUGGAUCACGUCCGAGUGGAAGUGGACGUGUGUUUGGGGUUUAUUUGGAUAUAUUGAGUAGCGUGGAGAAAAUGAACCACAGCCGCAAGUGCGUCCUCUGUCAUCGGCUCGAUGAGACGAAGACAACUGGACCCUUAUCGAAGAAAGAGCAGGUCACUGCCCACCAGAACUGCCUGCUCUUUUCAUCGGGCAUUUUCUGCACCGACACGCCGCAGUUCGACGACCUGUUCGGCUUCUCUGUUGAACACGUGCAGGAGGAGGUGAAACGAGGAAGCAAACUGCUGUGUAAACGCUGCAAGAAGAAGGGGGCCACAGCGGGGUGUGAGGUGAAGCGCUGUAAGAAGACCUUCCACUACCCGUGUGCCAUGGAAGAGGGAGCCACGACAUUUGAGGAUAAUGUAAAUGGGAAAUUUGGACUGUACUGCCGAAUGCACAGUGAUCCAGAAAAUCGCAAACCCAAAACACCCCGACCCAAGAACCCCAAUAAAGCCGAAUCAACAAAGACGAAAGCCAACGGAGAUCCUUCAGCUGCCAUGUGGUCGUCCUCAUGCAGUGACUCAUCAAGUAUAUCCCUUCCCAAGAGACAGCUAAGUUUUGAUGAACAGGAAGAAGACGGUGUGUCCAGGAAGAAACCAGUAAAAAGGAGCAGGAUGUUGUCCAAUGAUUCUUCAAACACAGAUGAGGACGGACUUAUGCCGCCUUUAGAGUCAGACUUUGAGGAAAGUGCGACCUUUGUGCAGGAGCAUGAAUCAGCUCUCCCUCCACUCACCAGCAGGGAGUCAGAAAAACCUUCAUGUUCCUCAGCAGGGCUUCCGGUAGCGAAUAUGAAUUCAGACUUCAAUAACAACGACGACACAGUCAUACACUCCGAUGCGGAGUCCGAGAGUUUGCUGUCCCCGGUGGCGGACGGCGCCGAGUUUUACCCGGCUCCCUCACCUCGAUCCGUACCUGACGAGCGUCUGCAGGUUCAACUGACGGAGACAGCGGUGCAGACAAUAAAAAGAGAAAAUCAAGAGUUCAGAGUCGAGCAGCACGAAGAACACGUCAACGGAUCGUCCGUCCCUCAUCAGAGCGCCGCCGUCCUCGGCCUUUACCCAGAGCGCUCCAGCAGCGCUCCGCCGUACUCCAGCUCCAACUUCAUCGCAACUCCACCCAGAUCCGACUGUGCGACUAUUAUCUCGCGCCCGUCCCCGCCCCGUUCAUCCGCCCCAUGCCUGUUCCCUCCCCACACUCCUCCUCGCUCGGAGCCCUCCUCCACCCGAGCACCUCCCUCACCUGUCGUCGACGCGGCCAGCAUCUGGAGGAACUGCAACACGGCUGGAUGCACGCAGGCCAUUUUCACUGAGUUUAUUAGAGAAAUUAACAACAUUUCCAGCAGAAUCCAGAGUGACCAGGCCAGCCAGGAGGAUUAUGACCGGGCGCUUUCAAUGAUGCUGGCUUCUGGAAGACUCACAGACCUCGUUACCAAGCAGCACGAAGAGUUGGAAAGGAGACAAGUGGAGCUGCAGCGUGCGUCAGCAUCUCUGGAGGAGGUCGUCUCCGCUCUGAGUCGUGCCACAGAGAGAAGCUACUUUUAAUCAGUGAUCUCCUGGUUUUAAUUUACAGUUUUACUCUUUAGUUUUUACAUUUUCAUAAGGAUAAGGAAAUUCAACUAACUGUAGUAAUAUCAGGCUUCCUAAUAUGUGAAAACAAUAUUUUUAAAUGUUCAUUUCUGGAAAGUUCCUUUUAUGUUCAGCUUAUUGAUUAAUUUAAUGUAUAAAAACAAAUUUUUUUUCAUGUUUUAAUGCACUGUUGUUCAUUAUCAUGAGAUAAAAAUAUUCAACUACUGUGUUUAAAACUGAUUUUGUUUUUUUGUUUAUGUCCUGGAAGAUCACUGAGCCUUUUGCCUGUUUACAGAGACAUGUUCAGAGUUUGGUUUUAAAGAGUCUGAAAUGUCAAAACUCUUAGCUUUAACACAGAGAUAUGCACACACGUUUGGUUACAAGUGUUUUUGAUAAAACUCUUUAAAUAUAUAUAUUUUAAAGUGUAAUUUGUGUGCUUUAUUUUUCUUCAUUUUGUGACUUUGUUCCGGAGCUCUCACAUGUUCCAUGGGCAUUUCAAGAAAAUCCACUCUUACUGAAAUAUUAUCCCCUUUGUGCACAGAAAUACUUUUUUAACAAACCUCAAUUUAAUUCUGCAUCACAUUUUAUUGUGUUAGCACAUGGGUCAUUACAAAGUGCUGCACACUUUUGAAGUUACAUAAUAUUGUACAUGUUUUAUUUAAAAAAGUCUUUGUACUAAUAAAAAAUGAAUGGAGA
Molecule: messenger RNA, 2330 nt
Organism: Xiphophorus hellerii (green swordtail)
Lineage: Eukaryota; Metazoa; Chordata; Actinopteri; Cyprinodontiformes; Poeciliidae
Gene: phf11
Product: PHD finger protein 11
Exons: 17
Coding region: 105-1610 (501 amino acids)
Cellular component (GO): nucleus
Source: RefSeq, a predicted model, not a curated record